Molecule: messenger RNA, 1209 nt
Organism: Gryllus bimaculatus (two-spotted cricket)
Lineage: Eukaryota; Metazoa; Arthropoda; Insecta; Orthoptera; Gryllidae
Source: the annotation of a GenBank genome assembly
AUGCGUGGUAUGGGUGUGCAGUCUAACGCAGUCAAGCUGAACAAUAAAGACAAAUCAUCUAUAAUGUCUUUGCCAGUUAAGUCCCCCUGUGCAAACGCCAGUGCAGAUGAUUACCUACCAAAUCAGGGCCCGCGGUAUUUCCCACCCAAUGUUCGUUGGCGAAAAAUUAUAACUUUGACCCUCUUCACGAGCUUAGAAGUUUGCUACAUUUAUUACGACACCCUUUGGAUUGAAACAAUCUUUCCUCUGUGUCCCCGUGCGCCGCAGUCCGGGCACGUACACGCAGCACAUCGUGAACCGACCCUGGCAAGCCCGUACGCCAUUACGAGUGCGCGUGGUGGCGCGAACCUUGCACGGGGAGAGCCUGCGUCGUUUGCCGUGCGCACCACCACGCUGGCGCCCGCCGCCUCCGCCGCCGGCGCCGCCACCGCCGCCGGCGACGCCGCGCGCUGCCCCGCGCCGCUGCCCGACGUGCGCCUAACCGCGCACACGUCGAUGCUUUUUGAAGUUUCUCCGACGAUUGAACGAUAUUUUGAUGAUUCUUUGUUUUGGCUUACUGUUUCUAUAAAAUCCGGCGGCGGUGGGGCGGCGCUGGGCAAGUGCCCGCCUGAUGGUGUUGCGCGCCGUGGGCCGGCCGAGACGUUCGCCUGCCUGGCCAACGGCGUCGACCACUCGCCCUGCUGCGCGGCGCCGCGCCUCCCGCACCCCGUGCUCGACCUGUGCGCCGGCAACCUCAGGCAGAUCGACUUCUUCCUACUCAGGGUACGCGUGCUGGCGUCGGCGCCGCGGCGCGUGCCGUGUCACCGUGUGGAACACGACGUUCGCCCUGGUGCACUGGCGCCGCUCGGCGGCGCUGCCGAGUCGUGCGCGAGUACGCGGUGCGGUGGCGGCCGCUCGCCCACCUACGCCAACGAGUCCGCGCGGGGCGGCGCGACGCCAGCCCUUCGUGGCUGGAGGGGCUUGGCGGCCGGGCGCCCGACUACGAGGUGUCGUGGAGGCCGUCAACGCGCAGGGCCCGGCGCGCCCUCCGCGCCGCAUCCGUCUUCCGCACCGGAGUCCCGAAGUCAACCAUACAAAAAUACGAGCAACGACGCCGCCUCUUAUUCCCCCGACAGGUGUGUGAGGUUGCGCGCGAGCCGCCUGCCGCCGGGCCUCCACGCACCGACGCCCUGGGCGAUGCAGGCCAGCGUGGGCUCGAUGAAAAAUUAA